AUGGCUACCCCCAGUGUUCUUACCUUUGAUACUGAGGGUCGUGCUGUUGACUUUGAGGUCUGGGUCGAUGACCUCCAGCUGUUCCUACAGUGCGAUAGGGCAGACGGACUCUCCCUAUUCAAUCUCACCUCUGGUGCCUCCCCUACCCCGCCUGCUACAGCUGACACCACUGUUCGUUCACAGUGGGCCACACGCGAUGCUGCUGCCCGUCUUGCUGUGCUUUGCCACUUACCGACCACUGAGCGUGUGCAAUUUAGCUAUCGGUCGGCGCUGCGUCUGCCCCUAGCGGGAGACGCCGCACCGGCGAGGGCAAGGGGGGCAAGGGCGCUGGAGGGGCUGGCGGGGGCGGUGGAGGUGGUGGUGGAGGCAGUAAAGGGGGUGGGGGUGGUGGUGGGAGUGGUGGCGGGGGUGGCGUUGUUGGUGGCAGCAGUGGAGGCGGAGGAGGUGGCGGCGGUGGCGGAGGGAGCGGAGGCGGCGGAGGUGGCGGAGGCGGCGGGGGUGGCGGAGGCGGCGGAGGCAGCGGCGGCAGCGGUGGGGCUGGUCGCGGCUCUGCAUAGAGGAGUGGGUCCGGUGGUGGUCCGCGCCAGCAGCAGCAGCGCAGUCGUGAGACCCUAUCCCCUCAGCAGCUUUGUGAGUGGUACGCUGGCGUGUCAGCGCGGUGGGGGUACUGGUCCCUGCACCUACGUCCUCUGUACCGGCGACCGCGCUGGUGAGCAGUGCGGGGGCCCGCACUCCACCCAGCGCUGCUUCGGCCGACUAACGGACGUAUGGCGCCACUAG
Molecule: messenger RNA, 780 nt
Organism: Closterium sp. NIES-65
Lineage: Eukaryota; Viridiplantae; Streptophyta; Zygnematophyceae; Desmidiales; Closteriaceae
Source: the annotation of a GenBank genome assembly